Galendromus occidentalis (western predatory mite) is the source of this 564-nucleotide messenger RNA. Its product is annotated as frequenin-1-like. The transcript is spliced from 6 exons. The record is from RefSeq and is a predicted model, not a curated record. NCBI's taxonomy places the organism in Eukaryota, Metazoa, Arthropoda, Arachnida, Mesostigmata, Phytoseiidae. The coding region runs from base 1 to 564 and encodes 187 amino acids. Gene Ontology annotation, molecular function: calcium ion binding; calcium sensitive guanylate cyclase activator activity.
AUGGGCAAAAAGAACAGCAAACUGAAGGGGGAAGUAGUUGCCCGGCUCGCCAAGGAGACAUAUUUCACCGAGAAAGAAGUUAGACAAUGGUAUAAAGGCUUCCUUAAAGAUUGUCCAGACGGUCUUCUCACUGAGCAGGGGUUCCUCCGGAUCUACAAACAAUUCUUCCCACGGGGUGACCCCUCAAAGUUUGCAUCACUUGUCUUCAGGGUGUUCGACGAAAACAAGGAUGGUUCGAUCGAAUUCGAGGAAUUCAUCCGAGCGCUCUCGGUAACGUCGCGAGGAAAUGUUGAGGAAAAAUUACUAUGGGCAUUUCGGCUGUACGACGUGGAUAAUGACGGCUUCAUAACGCGAGAGGAGAUGUACAACAUUGUGGACGCCAUUUAUGAGAUGCUCGGCAGUCAAGAGAAAGGCGAAGACGAAGACGACCCACGCGCACGAGUAGAUAGAAUAUUUGAACAAUUGGACAAAAAUCAAGACAACAAACUCUCUCUAGAAGAAUUUAAGGAAGGCUCGAAGCACGACCCCAAGAUCGUCCAAGCGCUUUCACUGUAUGCGCCAUAA